This is a messenger RNA of Aspergillus aculeatinus CBS 121060, 1374 nucleotides long. RefSeq names its product putative Zn-dependent hydrolase/oxidoreductase family protein. NCBI's taxonomy places the organism in Eukaryota, Fungi, Ascomycota, Eurotiomycetes, Eurotiales, Aspergillaceae. Gene Ontology annotation, molecular function: N-acylphosphatidylethanolamine-specific phospholipase D activity; zinc ion binding. The record is from RefSeq and is a predicted model, not a curated record. Bases 117 to 1304 code for a protein of 395 amino acids. Gene Ontology annotation, biological process: N-acylphosphatidylethanolamine metabolic process; N-acylethanolamine metabolic process. The transcript has 4 exons. Gene Ontology annotation, cellular component: membrane-bounded organelle; cytoplasm.
CCAGCCCCCCCAAGAACCGGAGUUUGGAUAUGCGUGCCCUCUGGACUCGAAAUUGGAAUUCUCUCCAUCGUCACAGUGUAUCGGUCUCACGUGGGUCAUCUUUCGAAAAACGCAAUAUGAGUACCCCCGCAUCAGGGAUCCUGUAUUCGGCAGCUGUUUUGCUCGCGCCGGGAGCUCCGGGCCCGAGUGAUGUCAAGGAUAAGGCUCAUCAUCGUACCAGUGGCUUCAAGAACCCAUGGAACUCCUGGAAAGAUAUCACAAUCAGUGAUGCUGUACGGUUUUGGGGGCAGAUGAUCACGGGCAAGAUCAAAUUCCCGAGCACCGCACCGCCCACCAUUCCUGUGCAGAAAGCAGAGUUUCUGGCCAGUCGCACCACUUCCAGCCUGCGCGCAACCUGGCUCGGCCAUGCCUGUUACUAUGUCGAAUUUCCCAGCGGCCUGCGAGUCCUCUUCGACCCCGUCCUCGAGGACCGUUGCUCUCCGCUGUCUUGGAUGGGUCCCAAGCGCUUCACCGACACUCCUUGCCAGGUUCAAGAUAUCCCUAUCAUUGACGCGGUCGUGAUCUCCCACAACCACUAUGACCAUCUCUCUCAUCCCACCAUCAAGGAGAUCUUUAGAAAACACCCGAAUUGCCACUUCUUUGCUCCCUUGGGCAACAAGAGCUGGUUCGAGCAGCUCGGAAUCAAGAACGUAACAGAGCUAGACUGGUGGGACGAGCGCGAUCUCGUCCUGUCGCCCUCCCAGGAGUCCCCGGCAAAAGUCGAGGGAGCGGGUGAAGACAUCAAUUCCCCGUCCGCUGAGAUCAAGGCUCGAAUCGGCUGCCUCCCAUCGCAACACACGAGUAACCGAGGGGUCUUUGACCGGGCCAAGACGCUCUGGGCUUCGUGGUCCAUCGAGUCCGGGGGCCAGAAAUUAUACUUCGCUGGGGACACCGGGUACGCAGCAGUUCCAGAACUUCCAGCUGGCACCAACGACCAUGCCCCAGAGCACAACUUCCCCACCUGCCCUGCCUUCAAACAGAUCGGACAGUACCGAGGCCCCUUUGACUUAGGGCUGAUCCCCAUUGGAGCCUACGCGCCCAGAUGGUUCAUGAGCACCAUGCACGCCGACCCUCACGAUGCCGUCAAGAUCUUCCGAGACACCCAAUGCAAGCGAGCCAUGGCCAUCCACUGGGGCACAUGGGUCUUGACCGAAGAAGAGGUGCUUGAACCCCCCAAGAAGCUGAAGGAGGCAUUGCGAGACCACGAUCUUCCGGAAACGGGGGUUUUCGAUGUCUGCGAUAUCGGCGAAAGUCGCGAGUUCUGAAGAGAGAGAUAAACUUACCUUUUGGGGAAGGAUUUGAAAUAUAGUGUCUGAUCAAAUAUGUACAACAAGG